Messenger RNA from Pipistrellus nathusii (Nathusius's pipistrelle), 699 nucleotides. The record is from the annotation of a GenBank genome assembly. Lineage: Eukaryota; Metazoa; Chordata; Mammalia; Chiroptera; Vespertilionidae.
AUGCCCGGAUGGUUCAAGAAGGCAUGGUACGGGCUGGCAUCUCUGCUCAGCUUCUCCUCCUUCAUCCUCAUCAUCGUCGCUCUGGUGCUGCCCCACUGGCUGAGCGGGAAGAUCCUCUGUCAGACGGGAGUGGACCUGGUCAACGCCACGGACCCCGAGCUGGUCAAGUUCAUCGGGGACAUCUACUACGGGCUCUUCCGAGGGUGCAAGGUGCGGCAGUGCGGGCUCGGGGGCCGCGAGUCCCAGUUCACCAUCUUCCCCCAGUUGGUGAAGGAGCUCAACGCGGGCCUGCAUGUGAUGAUUCUGCUGCUCCUCUUCCUGGCCUUGCCCCUGGCUCUGGUCAGCAUGGGCUUCGCCAUCCUCAACAUGAUCCAGGUGCCCUACAAGGCGGUCAAUGGGCCCGGGGGCAUCUGCCUCUGGAACGUGCUGGCAGGUGGCGUCGUGGCCUUGGCCAUCACCAGCUUCAUGGCCGCCGUGAGGUUCCACGAGCUGACGGAGCGCAUCGCCAACUUCCAGGAGCGGCUGUUCCGCUUCGUGGUGGUGGAGGAGCGGUACGAGGAGUCCUUCUGGAUCUGCGUGGCCAGCGCCUCCGCCCACGCCGCCAACUUGGUGGUGGUGGCCAUCAGUCAGAUCCCCCUCCCAGAGAUUAAGACCAAAAUAGAAGAGGCCACGGUCACGGCCGAGGACAUCUUGUAUUGA